Molecule: messenger RNA, 1035 nt
Organism: Clonostachys byssicola
Lineage: Eukaryota; Fungi; Ascomycota; Sordariomycetes; Hypocreales; Bionectriaceae
Source: the annotation of a GenBank genome assembly
AUGCUCCCAAAGUACGAAAAGGAGGCCAACCGCGGGCUCCGGUUCGCCCUGAGCCACUCGCGCUUCUACAGGAGCCUGCUCUUGGCCGUCGCGGCCUUCCUGGCGAUAUUUCUGCUGCUCUGGGGCACCCACAGCCCGUCGGUUCAUGCGGUCCAGGAGAUUGGCAAGUCGGCCAUCGCAACCAUCAAGCACUCGACUCUGGGAUCCGAGGCAUGGCGCCCGCAUGUCAAUCACAUCCCGCCCAAGGUGUGGCAGAUCAUGCUGCCCAAGGAUCCGGCAAACACCACGGGCACCUUCGACCCCAAGGACCUCUCGUCGACGGCAUCCUGGGUUGCCAUGAAUCCAGACUACGAGUACACCCUCCUCGGCCAGAAAGGCGCGACCAGAUUCCUUAGACAGCACUUCAACCCCAAGGUCCUCGAGACCUUCAACAACCUCCCCAACGUGGGCAUGAAGUCCGACUUCCUCCGCUACCUCGUCCUCCUCAUCGAGGGCGGCGUCUACAGCGACACCGACACCGAGGCCAUCCGGCCCAUCGACGACUGGGUGCCCCCCGAGUACCGCGGCCGCGCCAGGGCCGUCAUCGGCAUCGAGUGGGAUCGCCAGUUCGAGGGCCAGUUCCCCGACGUCCCGCACUGGCUGCAGUUCGCGCAGUGGACCAUCGCCGCCGCGCCUGGUCACCCCAUCUUCCGCGCCAUGCUCGACCGCAUGCUCGCUUCCGCCGACGAGGUGGCCCGGCGACACGGCCAGCCGCUCAGCCAGGUCAAGCCGUCGGCCAUGGACGUGUACAACACCACGGGCCCGGCGGCGUGGACGGACGUCGUGUUCGCGCACCUGCAGACGGUCGAGAAGGGGCUGCGCGACACAAAGGACCUCACGCAGCUCAAGGAGCCGCGGUUAAUUGGGGAUGUUUUGAUCCUGACGAUUGAUGGGUUCGGGAUGGGGCAGGCGCACUCGCUCAGCACGCACGAUGGGAGCAUUCCUGAGGCUGCGUUGAUACGGCAUCAUUUCACGGGGAACUGGAGGAGCGAGUGA